CGGCGAUAGCCAUGGGUUGUUUGAAUCGAGUGCAUCCUCCAUCAGAGAUUGUGACGGGAUGGAUCGUCAUCGUCUUGACCGCCGUGGCGAUGGCCAUUGCGAAUCUCAUCACGGUCUUCUCGGUGGAGUAUUUGGUGACGCUGAAGUUCUACAUCGUGCAACUGGCCGUGGACACCCGCGGCGUUGUCAAUGGCAUCUUUGUUCUCAUGGCGUUGAUGGCCUUCUGGGCCACACUGGGCGCGAGCCUGGUGCAGUUGCUGGCGCCCGACGCCGGCGGCUCGGGGUCAGCGGAGAACAAAGGUUGGCUCAACGGCUUUGAUACCGCGAGAUUUUUCUCCGUAAGGACGCUGGUGGUGCGCUUUGUGGCGGUCAUCAUCUUCAACACCACGGGCUACCCCUGUGGUCGUGAGGGUCCAACGGUGACGCAAGGCAGUGGCCUGGCCUUCCUCUUCUGUCGAUGUAUCUCCUCCAAACACAAGGGUGCCAAAGAAUACCUGGACAUGCGCAGUGGCGCCCCUGGUGCCGUCCGAAUGGGUUGCAUCGUUGGUGGCGCCUGUGGAAUGGCGAUGAUUUUUGAUUCACCGCUGGGUGGCAUCCUGUACAUGUUUGAGGAGGUUGGCCCAGCCCUGUGGCCUGUGGAAUUAACCUUCAAAGCCUUUGUUGGAUGCGUCAUUUGCACCAGCAUUUCGUAUGCCUUGCUGGCCAUGGCUCAUACAUCUAUCAGACAAUUCGUCAUUUUUGAGAUGUGGUACGGUCCAUCUGUGAAAGACUACAGCUACCGCGACGUUCCGGGCUUUUUGGUGCUCUCCCUCUUUUGCGGUUUGCUGGCACCGUUGCAUACCAUGCUUUGUUUGAGAGUGGCCGCACUGCGCAAGCGUUGUCAUGGAGAAACGCGGCUUCGGACGUGUCAACCUUGGGCCAAAAUCGCUGAUGCCACCCUCUUCGCCAUGUUCUGUGCGCUAAUCACCGGCUUCACCUCGUGGAUCUCAAGGUGUUUUCCUUCCGAGGCGCACAAUCUUUCCGGAGAGAAACUGAGCUCCGUCCAAUUUGACUGCCCGGCACAGCACUUCAAUCCGGUGGCAUCAUUGCUUCUGACUACACCUGAUGGGGCUGUGAAAUUGCUCUUCAACCGCGACAACUUCGUGAUGACGGGUCGCGCCUCGGCUAUCGCAUUCCUGACCUACUUCACAAUGAACGUGGCCUUCACGGGGGUCCCGGUGCCCACGGGGAACUUCACAGGGACCAUGGUUAUUGGCGGCAUGGCGGGGCGCGUAAUGGGAUGUUGUUUGAGCGAAUGUUUUCCCAGCAUGGACUUCGCAAGCAAUGGCAUCUAUGCCAUGAUUGGUGCCGCAGCCAUGCUGUCCAGUUUCAAGCAGAUGAGCGUGGCCUGCGUGCUAUUCAUCAGUGGAGCCGCUAACAACGUGGACUUGAUUCCUCCACUGAUGCUGGCGGUCAGUAUCUCUCUCUUCACGAGCCGAUGGACAGCUUGCACCAGGCCUUGGGAUGAAGAGCAAGUGAUCUUGAAGAAGGUGCCAUAUCUGCCUGCAGAGUUUUGCAAGGAGUUGGCGCACUUCUCCACCCUUGAUCUAAUGGACGAGCUGCCUAGGGAAGCUGUGAGCUUGAAGGCGCUGGCGGAGGUGAAAGACGUUGAAGCUGCCUUGAAGUCCUGUGAGGCGCCCUUUCUGCCGCUGUUGGAGGAGGGCCGUUGUGUCUCGCUACUGCCACGCCCCGACCUGGAAAAACUGCUGCGGAAACGCCCCAGCAACGACGGCGCCGUUGAGGAGCUGAUGGAUGUUCGAAGAUGUGCAGAGCCUUCUGGACUUCAGAUCCUUGAAGGGACUUCGCCCGCUUCGUUGUAUCCCUUGUUCGCUCAAGCGCACGUACAAGCUGCCUGCGUGGUCACAGCCAGCGGUCUCUUUUGUGGCAUCAUUUCGAGGGCCGGCCUGGCAGCAAAGACCACAGCCAUCGAACUGGAAGCCCAAGAGAAGGGAUUCCGAAGUAACCAUGAGGACAGCGACACCGACUGCGAUUCGGACAGUGAGAUGGCCAGGCAGUGAGCCACGGCAUCGGCGCAUCGACAUGGCAAUCACCUAGAGACAAUGUUUGUGAAC
Messenger RNA from Cladocopium goreaui, 2111 nucleotides. NCBI's taxonomy places the organism in Eukaryota, Dinophyceae, Suessiales, Symbiodiniaceae. The record is from the annotation of a GenBank genome assembly.